Messenger RNA from Drosophila navojoa, 1018 nucleotides. RefSeq lists its product as uncharacterized. Gene Ontology annotation, cellular component: RNA polymerase II transcription regulator complex. Gene Ontology annotation, biological process: positive regulation of transcription by RNA polymerase II. Gene Ontology annotation, molecular function: transcription coactivator activity. NCBI's taxonomy places the organism in Eukaryota, Metazoa, Arthropoda, Insecta, Diptera, Drosophilidae. The record is from RefSeq and is a predicted model, not a curated record.
ACGCGCUAGUCAAAAGUUAGUUCUUUGACCAACUUUGUCAACGCAGCAACGCGCAGGAACACCCUCACAGCACCCCCGCAUACACGCAUACACGCACACACACACUCUCACACACAAUGCAACUCUUUGCCAUCGUCUCGUUCGCCCUGUUGGCCCUGGCCGCAGCUGAUGUCAGCCACCUGAGCAACACCUAUCUGCCACCGCGCUCCUCCGUGAUCACGAGUGUGACCAAGAGCUACGUCGCUCCGGCUGCCUCCGUCCAGAGCGCCUCGUAUGCCGCCCCAGCUGCUGUGGCGUCUGCCGAUGCCGGCUCGUUCAGCAGCGACUCCUCGUUCGUGGCUCCCGCUGCCUCCGUCCAGACCACCUCGUACGCCGCCCCCGUCAAGACUUUCACCAGCAAGACUUACACCGCUCCGGCUGCCACCUACCAGAGCACUACCUAUGCUGCCCCAGCUAAGCAAGUCUUCAGCAAGACCUACACCGCCCCAGCCACCAGCAGCUUUACCGCCGACACAUCCUAUGUCGCUCCCGCUGCCAGCUACCAGAGCACUACCUAUGCUGCCCCCGUCAAGACUUACACCAGCAAGACCUACACCGCCCCAGCCACCAGCAGCUUUACCGCCGACUCAUCCUAUGUCGCUCCCGCUGCCAGCUACCAGAGCGCAUCUUAUGCUGCUCCCGCUGAAGCUGCCGCCGCUGGUAGCUUCACCAGCGACUCGUCGUACGUCGCCCCUGCUGCCAGCUUCGAGAGCGCCUCGUACGCCGCUCCAGCCAGUGGCUUCACCAGCGAAUCCUCGUACACUGCUCCCGCGGCCAGCUUCGAGAGUGCUUCGUAUUCUGCUCCCGCUGCAGCUGCCGCUACCGCUCCAGUUGCCAAUGUAGUGAGAUACUCUGGCAUUGACACCGUCUAUGGCUCGAACGGCGGCUACGUCUACUAGUUGGCUCCAAGAACGCUUCCAAUCGAUAUUCCUCACAAUUUUUUUUUUUCGAACCAACCUUUUUUUUUUUAUAAAUUAAA